CUGGCUGCUGUGGCUCCGGCAGGGCCUGCGCCCUCGCCCUCAGCUUCGGCAAAGCAUCUGGCUGCCCCUCGCGUCAACGCCUCGCUCAUGCCCAUCUUUGGCUUCCGCCCCAUGGAAGAGCCUCUCCUCACCACCACGUGCCGCUCCUGCCGCAUGCUCGUCCUCGCCCAGCGUGCAAAGUCGCACUACAUCGAGUGCGUCAAGCUAGUCGCCCUCCGCAGGGCAAAGGUCGCUCGCGCCGUCGAGAUCUCUCGUGAGCACCAGGCUGCCACCGCCCGCCUCUCCUCGCUCACCUCGGGCAAGACAAAACGGUCGCAGGCUCGUAGCCGCGCCGACGCCUCGUCGACAGCUGCGUCGGCUGCUGCUGCUGCUGCCGCCGCUGCUGCUGCUGCAGAGGCCGCCGCCACGGCUGCCGCCAGCGAGGCCUCGCUCAAGCGCAAGGCCUCCAUGCCGGCCGACGCCGAGCUGCUGACCAAGCGCCGCAAGCGCGGCUCCCGUCGCGCGUUCGACCCGGACACCAUGUGUGGCGUUUACAAUGAUAAGAAAGGCGCCGCAUGCUCGCGCGCCCUCGGCUGCAAGCUGCACUCGAUCACGCUCAAGCGCAAAGUUGUCGGCCGCUCGGCGCCAUUCGAGGACCUGCUCAACGAGUACAUGCGCUCGCGCGAGGAGCGGAAGCGCACUGGCGGCCCUCGUCCGCUCGUCUCGCGGCCCGGCCGGACCAGCGCCGCCGUCUCGGCCUCGCCGUCGCCCACCCCAAUGGUCCUUGGAUCCGAGGUGCUUGCCACCCGGCUCCAAGCAGACCUCGCGCCGCUCACCGUCACUAUGGGAGCAUACUCCCCGCUGGCCUCGGCCCGGUCGACCGGCGCCUGGGCCACCCUCUCGCCACGCACGUUUAGCAGCGACUUUCCGUCGUCUUCGCCGCUAACUCUCUCCGAGCCGUAUGCCCUCGCGCCUCUGGUUGCCGAGCGGCCGUUUGUCUACGCCCGCCGUGCCGACUUUCUCCGCGAGUUUAUGGGCUCGCAGCUGACGCCGUUGGCAGCGUCCGAUAGCGUCACUGCUGUCGCCUACAAGGGCCUCAUGCUUCAAGGCCUUGCUCCCGCCGUCGUCGUCGCGCCAGCCGCCCCACCCGACCCCGGACCGCCAUCCGUCGACGACAUGAUCAACGGCGUGGUCGGCGCAGGCUCGGGCCCGGUCAUCUCGCUCCCCUCCCGCUCGAUCCAUGGCCUCCGCUCCGUGAGCUACCCAGGCUAUCCGGCCGCAUCGCGCCGCGUCUUUUACGACCCGCGUGCUACCCUCAACGCUGUCAAGUCGAGCGAUCGCUCCUCGCCCGAGUAUCAGGAGCUCGUCCGUGCAUGCGCCCGUGCCGAGCCGUCCAUCCAGAUCCACCAAGCACAGCUGGUCCAGCAAGCUCGCGACGUCGCCCUCAAGAACAAGGCCCGCACAGCGCGCCAAUCUCACCUCCCGUCCUCGCGCCCGUCCUCGCGCCCGUCUUCGCGUCCCAUCACGCCCGUGCACGGCGUCGAUGACGCGCAGGCCCGCGCCCACGCCAAUGCCCAAGCCCACGCCAACGCCCAGCUUCUCCAUGCCCGCCAAGUACAGCAGGCCCAGCAGAUGCAGGCUCGCCCCAACCCGCAUGCUCGUGCCCACGCUGCCAACCAGCACCCACAGGCUGCCCACCAUCCCCAUCACGCUCGCCAGGGCGGUCAGCUCCACCAGAUGCAGCAGGCCCAGCAAGCUAUCCACAUGCCGGUCCACCCAAGCUCGCCGGUGCCCCACGCCUCUCAGGCUGCGCAAGCCUCGCAUGGUGGUCAGGGCCACCAGGUCCACCAGCAGCAUCGCCAACAUCAUGCCGGCGUCGUCAUGCCUGCUGCUCCCUCUCCCGCCCAGCUCCAGGCGCACAAUCAGGCGCGCGAGGCUGAGCGCAUGAAGCAGGCCCGAGCUCAAGCCCAGGCCCAAGCCCAUGCCCAAGCCCAAGCCCAAGCCGAGGCUCAGGCCCAAGCCAAAGCCCACGCCCUCGCCCACUCGCGGGCCCAGACUCAUGCUCAGGGCCAGGGCCAGGGCCAGAGCCAGCAGCCGGUGCCGCCCGCCGCGGCGCCACGAGCUCAGUCGCCGGCGCCGUCGGCUGCGGACAUGCAGGCAGUGUACAAGUCGCUCUCGUCACAGGCCCAGAAGCAGAUCUCGCUCAUGGACGAGGAGCUGCAGUUCAAGGCCCUGUAUCUGUUCUUUAUCCAGAAGAAGCACCACAUCCUCACCGUUCGCCUCCAGCGGCUCAGGGAGGAGCUUGAGGAGCUCAAGUCACGCCCAGAGCUCUCGGCAUCCGAGCUGGAGAUCUUCCAGUCCAAGUUUGCGGCCCUCAACCAGGGCAUCGCAACCGUCUCGCGCUACAUCAGCACUGAAGAGUCGCUCAUCGCCUAUAUCAAGGGCAAGGAGAGCGAGAAGGCUGGCAAGCCAGUCGGCGCCGCCCCGGCACCUGGUGCCACCCACUCUGUGGCCCAGACUCAGGCCCACGCCCAGACUCAGGCCCGCGCCCAGACUCAGGCCCACGCCCAGGCUCAGGCCCACGCCCACGCCCAGGCCCAGGCCCAGGCUCGCGCUCACGCAGAAGCUCAGGCCCGCGCCCAGGCCGAUGCCCAGGCCCGUGCCCAGGCUCAGGCUCAGGCUCAGGCUCGCGCAGAAGCACAGGCACAAGCCCGUGCUCGCGCAGAAGCUCAGGCUCGCGCCCAGGCUGGAGCCCAGUCGCAACAGACUGCUCCUGCGCCAGCUAACGUGCCACAGCAGCGACCUGCCGUGCCGCCUCAAGUCCUCGAGAUGUACGCUGCUGCCAGGCGGCAAUUUGAGGCUAAUCCCGUCCCGCCGCCUGAUGGCAGCCGCAUCAACGCCCAGACGGUCACCGCCGUUCAGCUCAUCGCCGUUCUCCGGCAGCGGUUCCUCUCGCAGCUGCGCAAGGCCCGCGACGCUGGUAAGUCUGACAACGACCUGCGCGCUCUCCAGCAGCAGUACCUCGCCCACGAGGUGCAGCAUUUCCAUCGCAUGCUCGCCAUCGUCCACAAGAAGCGCAUAGAGCUCAGCCAACGCAGCUCGGCCACCUCGUCACACCCGAGCUGA
Molecule: messenger RNA, 3105 nt
Organism: Thecamonas trahens ATCC 50062
Lineage: Eukaryota; Apusomonadida; Apusomonadidae
Exons: 2
Coding region: 88-3105 (1005 amino acids)
Cellular component (GO): SAGA complex
Source: RefSeq, a predicted model, not a curated record